Messenger RNA from Poecilia latipinna (sailfin molly), 4970 nucleotides. RefSeq names its product myogenesis regulating glycosidase (gene myorg). The record is from RefSeq and is a predicted model, not a curated record. The coding region runs from base 190 to 2244 and encodes 684 amino acids. The transcript is spliced from 3 exons. Gene Ontology annotation, molecular function: hydrolase activity, hydrolyzing O-glycosyl compounds. Gene Ontology annotation, biological process: carbohydrate metabolic process; skeletal muscle fiber development. NCBI's taxonomy places the organism in Eukaryota, Metazoa, Chordata, Actinopteri, Cyprinodontiformes, Poeciliidae.
UUUGGGUUCCUCUCUGGCUUUUUUUUUUUUUUUUUUUUUGCUGUGGAUUGUAGCAAACAGACUCCAAACCGCUGAGGAGAUCGCUGCAGAUCGACGUGACGACGUGCCUAAAGUCCAAUCGGAGGCUCAACAUUUUUGAUGAUCUGCACAACAUCACCUCAGGGAUUUGGCCUCUGAAAAACACAAGCCAUGUACCAAGUGGUGCCCGGCGGUGCCGGGGGCACGAUUACAGAUGUUAUCCCCAAGAAGAAGCACACCAAGGAUUCUCGACCCUUGGUUGGAACUGGAGUCAUCGGCCUGUUUCUGGUCAUCGCAGCCGUGACUGCCUGGUGUUACUACAUAGCCUCCCUGCGCAAAGCUGAGCUUCUGAAGACUCAGCUGCUGGACCUCAAUAAGGACGGCUACAUUAUCCGCAACCAGGGAGGGUCCAUUGUCUUCAGAAUGAAUUUCAGAUCAGGGACCCUGGACUUGGACUCCUGCUCCAAGGAGGAGGAAAUUCUUCGUUGUAGUCGGACCACUGACAGGAAGCUUAAGUUUUUCAUAAAGACAGUGCAGCCCAAGGACACUGUGCAGUGCUACCGUGUCCGCUGGGAAGAACUGGUUCCCAACAUUCCUGUUGAGCAUGCCAUGACUUACAAGUUUGCGCACUGGUAUGGGGGAGCAGUGUCAGCAGUUCAGCACUGGCCUAUUUCUAUUUCAGGCCAACAGGCUCCCAAACCGUUUGUCACGAGCGACAUCUACUCAAACCGGGAAGAAUUUGGAGGAAUCUUGGAAAGUUACUGGCUGUCAUCCAAUGCCACGGCCAUCAAGAUCAACAACUCUGUGCCUUUUCACCUUGGCUGGAAUGACACGGAAAAAACUAUGUACUUCCAAGCAAGGUAUCAUGAUUCCCCUUUCAAGCCAAACCCGGGUGAGGCUCCUUGUGCUGAACUGAGCUACAGAGUCUGCGUAGGUCUGGAUGUGACAUCCAUACACAAGUACAUGGUUCGGAGAUACUUCAACAAACCGUACAAAGUGCCUGCCAAAGUCAUGUUUGAGCAUCCUAUUUGGUCGACUUGGGCUAUAUAUAAGCGUGACAUUGAUCAGGAAAAACUUUUGACGUACGCUGCCAACAUUCGCAAGUACAAUUUUAACUGUAGUCAUCUGGAGCUCGACGACCGCUACACAAAACGUUACGGAGAUUUCGAGUUUGACCCAGUCAAGUUCCCUAAUGCGUCUGAAAUGUUCCAAAAGUUAAAAUCGGAUGGAUUUCUGGUGUCUCUAUGGAUCCAUCCUUUUGUUAACUAUAACUCUGAAAACUUUCAUCCUCUGGUAGAGCGAGGGCUGUUUGUCCGAGAGCCAACAGGACGGCUGCCUGCGUUGGUUCAUUGGUGGAAUGGCAUUGGCGGUAUUUUGGACUUCACCAAUCCAGAGGCCCGGGAAUGGUUUUCCUCCCAGCUACGUUCACUGCGUUCAAAGUACGGGGUGUCGUCUUUUAAAUUUGAUGCAGGGGAGACGAACUACUUACCUUGGAAAUUUAGCACAAAGAAUCAUAUUCGCGACCCCAGUUUUUUCACAAGGCGCUACACAGAGAUGGCUAUUCACUACAAUGAUCGAGCUGAACUGCGCAGUGGUUACCAGUCCCAGAACAUAUCCUGCUUCUUCAGACCGACUGACAGAGAUUCUGUGUGGGGUUAUGAGCUGGGCCUCAAAUCUCUCAUCCCCACAGUGCUGACCAUCAGCAUCCUUGGGUAUCAGUUCAUCCUGCCAGACAUGAUUGGGGGCAACGCCUACGUGAACUACACAAGCGGAGAUCGGGCACUACCUGAUCGAGAGCUGUACAUCCGCUGGCUGGAGCUGUCUGCCUUCAUGCCUUCUAUGCAGUUUUCUAUACCUCCGUGGGAAUACGAUAACGAGGUGGUGGAAAUUGCUCGAAAGUACACAGCCAUUCACGAAAGCAUUGUGGCGCCGCGGGUCCUCGAGCUGGCAGGGGAGGUUUUGGACACCGGGGACCCGAUCAUACGGCCACUGUGGUGGAUUGCCACUGGGGAUGAGAGGGCCUAUAAAAUUGAUUCCCAGUUCCUGAUCGGGGACGACCUAAUGGUAGCUCCAGUUUUAGAGCCUGGAAAGCAAGAACGAGACAUAUAUCUACCCGCUGGGCACUGGAGAAGCUACAAGGGGGAAAGAUUUGACCUCAAGGAGCCGCUGCACCUCACAGAUUAUCCGGUAGACCUGGAUGAAAUCGCCUACUUUCUUUGGGUUUAGCGAGAAAGAAAGUGAAAGACUUGAUCAUCUCAUGCUCCCAUUUCCCUCCUUUUGUGCCUUUCAAAGAGAUUCAAACACCUUGAACUUUUUUCAUAUUUUGUCACUACAAGCAUAAAAGUCAACGUAUUUUCAUGAAUUUUUAGGUGUUGAUUUCCUACAAAGUAUUACGUAAUCUAACGUGAAGUGAAAGGAUGCAUGGUUUAAAAUUGGUCUUUGCACAACUUAAUCAGAUUUGAAAUAGAGCAUCCUGGCACAGAUUCUCAUUUCUAUUUAGGUCUGGAUUUUGGGUAAUUUUUAGCCUUGCAUGUCUAAAGCAUUCCAGUGUACCUGUGUAUGUUUUGGUUUAAGGUAUCAUAAAUGACUUGUGAGAAACCUCCAACAUUACGUCAUGUUUCUUUCCAUCAGCAAUGACUUUCUUGCUGUUGCUGCCUCGUAAAGUCCAGUUAGUAGAGGGCAUAUCAGUUUUUAUAAAAAUCUUCUAGAAUUGAGUUUUUGAUCUGUGCAACUUCUUGACUACUUUUCAGAUUAAUGCUCCCCUUGCCUGGCCUGUUUGUUUAGGAUAGCCAUGUCUUGGCAGGUUUGCAGUUUUCCUAUUUUUAGAUCACAGAUUGAACAGCCCUCUGUGAGAUCCUCACAGCUAUGGACGGUUUUGUAAGCCAAAUCCGCUAUAAGCUUAUCAGCAAGUUUAUUGCUAUGUUCUUUGGUCUUUAUGGUGUUGUUUGUUUCCUUAUGUUCUUCAACAAAUUGCCUUCAAAGAAUUUACUCAUACAAAUUGACACAGUGGUUUCUCAAGGCAAUUGGUUGCACUGGAUUUUCUUAAGGAACAUCAGAGUAAAAGAGGCUGCAAGAGAAACGUUUCAGAGUUGUAAAAUAUCUUGAAAGCCAUGCAUCCCUCGUCAACCUUUUCACAAUUACGUUGUGUCAUGCCACAAAAAUCCCAAUAAAUACAUUGUGGUUUGUGGUUGUAAUGUGACAAAAUGUGAAAAAGUUUAAGGGGUUUGGAUAGUUUGGCACUGUGCAUGUACAGCAGGUCACGUGAUGUGAAACGUAGGAAAGAUCACCUUCCCUAAAAUAGCUGUGAACAGGAAUUUAACUUGUGAAAUUGCAGCAGAUAUGAAAAGCUUGGUCUUUAUUUGAUUUUUUUUUUAUUUUAGUUUUUGCUUAUUGUUGCCAUAUUCUUUAGCAUUUGCCACUUUUAAAAAACCCCCAGAAAUAAUCUGUUAUCUGUAGCCAGCACUGGCCACUUUAUACCAUUCUGCCUUACCAAAAGAACUAAGAACACAUUUAAACCUCUGUAUAAUCUCAAGCUCACUGAAUAAGCAGGCAGAAUCCAGAUUUUAGAUAUUUAGCGCCGCUUCAAGUCUUAUAUUAAACAUGUAGUAAAGAGGGAAUAUAUAAGCCAAUAAUUGUUUGCCAUAAAGCUGCUUUCUCAGAACCAUUAGGCAGAUUGUACGCUACAUGAUGAUAUCCUGUUCUCCUGCGACGCUAAUGACUGCUCCUCUCGUCGUUUGUUGAUUCUUAUCAGGAAGCCAGGUUUAACGCUUCAGCUAUCAGGACAAGAAGCCGCAGGUUUAAUCAUUACAUUGCUCUCACUGUGUAACAUGGUGCCUUGUAACACGUUUUAGACAAGUAGAAGACGUUUUAAAUAUUUAAUGCUUUUCCUCAGGUAACGGCUUUCUCAAGCUUUGUUGUGUUUAAGGUGUGUAACCUUUAUUAAUGCUUUCAAACGGCUAGAAACAAGUUAAUGUAGUAUAUAUACGGAUGGCCGUAACUGGAAUCCUAAGUGUUUAUUCAGCUUUUUAUCAAUUAAAUGAUAAGUAAUUAUAAUUUUGUAAGUCAGUAGCUUAACUGACCUGGAUUCCCAGCAUAAAUGGUACAAUAUUUUCUUGUCAUAUUCCUUUAAUGUAUGUUUUUCAGUAUGUUGCUUCAAGCUGCUCGUUUUCCCCGUUCCUUUUUAGAUCAUCAGUUGUUGCAAUAUAAGCUAUUUUUAACAGGGUUUUUUGGUAACUAAAGACGAAACGGAUGUCAAUCAUUUGAUUCAGGAUUGGAGCUUCAGACGGAUGCGUUCGUCUGACAUCUCAAAUGGAUACCUAAGAAUACCUCCUGUUUCAUAAGAGAAAUACUGUGAACAAGUGCCAACUUCAUUUGUGCUUCACAUAUUCAGGCACACAUGCAAUGACAUAAUUGAAUGACAGGAUUUUUAUUAUACUUUUUUUUGUUGGUCUUUCAAAAAAUUGUUAGUGAAUUCUUGUUCCUUUUUGAAGCUGAAAUAAAAUAUGACAUUGAAAUUUAAGACCAAGACCUGACCCACUCCUCUCUCUAUUAAUGUGUGAAUUGACCCUUUUUGAAAUGUUGUACAUUAAUGCUCUGUGCCUUUGACCCAUAAAGUGGUGCUAACCUGACUUGAGCCUUCAGCUUGCUGCUUCGGCUCUGACCUCCGUGUGUUUUGUUUUUGUCCUUUGACAUCUCGUCAAGAAAACAUCGCUACGUAUUUAUAGCGGCUCCCGCUUAGCAUCUGUGCCAGGCUCGUCUUUGACACUAUUUCUGUCUUAUGGCUCGACUGAGUGGUCUGGCUAGUUUUGCUUUUGAUUCUUUGAGCUCAAUGUGUGCCUUUGAUGUUUAAUUUUUUUUUUCCUUUUUAAUAUAUGUGUUUGGAUGGGACUAAAAAUCUGCAUUCAUUCUAAUGUGAUUUUGUACUAAUGUAUUAAAAGAAUUAUGAGACCAUC